UUUACGCUCUCUGACUGCUUUUCAGGUCGUUUUCGGAAUCCAUAUUUGUAUAUCUUUAACCCGGAUAUUAACCGUAAAGGUCACCAACUGCAGACAGAAUGGAGGUAGACGACCUCGUAUUUUUCGUGAAUGGAAAAAAGGUAACAGAAAGCAAUGCCGACCCGGAGACAACCUUGCUGCAGUAUCUGCGCUCUAAACUGCGUCUUCCUGGCACAAAACUUGGCUGUGGAGAAGGCGGGUGUGGUACAUGCACAGUGAUGAUAUCAAAGUACGACCAGGAACAGGACAAAAUACUUCAUCUUGCAGCCAAUGCCUGUCUUGUCCCAAUAUGUUCUCUCCAUGGCCUCGCUGUCACUACAGUGGAGGGGAUUGGUAGCACUAAAACGAGGCUACACCCAGUGCAGGAGAUAAUAGCUAAGUCCCACGGCACACAGUGUGGUUUCUGCACUCCAGGAAUGGUGAUGUCAAUGUACACGUUACUAAGGAAUAAGCCAAAACCGACAGAGGAGGAAGUGGAACAUGUGUUUCAAGGAAACCUGUGUAGGUGCACUGGCUAUAGGCCUAUCUUGGACGGGUUUAAAACGUUCAGUAGAGACGUAUCAUGCUUAAUGGGGGAUCAAUGCUGCAAAAACCAACCAACUGCCAUCGAACCUGCAUUAGAUUGUGCUGAGUCACGUGACUAUGUCCCCUUCGACUCAACUCAAGAGCCGAUUUUCCCCCCUGAAUUAAAGCUCGCAAAUUCCUUAGAGUCAAAAUUGCUCACAUUCGUGGGCGAAAGGAUAACGUGGUUUCGACCAGUAUGUUUGGAGGAGCUUCUGGAAUUGAAAUACAAAUACCAUGAUGCCAGACUGGUCAUUGGUAGCACAAGUCUUGCAUUGGACUUGAAAGAUGGAAAAUCUGAUAUCCGAGUUAUGAUUGCCGCGACACACGUGCCAGAGUUGCAACAAAUUGUUAAGGAUGACGCGGGGAUCCAUGUAGGUGGCGCUGUGAGUCUCGCGAGAUUUGGGGAUUUUCUUGCUGAAAUAGCCAGUAAUAUCCCAGAACGUCAAGCAAGGAUCUUUAAAACCAUGCAGGACAUUGUUUAUGGGAUCGCAGGGCAACAGAUCCGUAAUGUGGCAUCGUUGGCUGGGAAUAUUUUGUGGGCACAUCACCAUUCCGACCUCGUUCCUCUCUUGAUGGCUACGGGAUCUACGAUAACCCUGAUAUCGAAAGAACGUGGUCGGAGAGAUGCUCUUAUGGACAACACAUUUUUCGUUAGUCGCAAAAAGUGGAACAUUGGAUCUGAUGAGAUUAUCUUGUCUGUCUUUAUCCCGUAUUCAAAAGAGAACGAAUUUGUGUCCAGUUACAAACAAACCCAGCGUAGAGAAAAUGCAGGAGCCAUAGUGAAUGCUGGGAUGAGAGUCCUGUUUGAAGAUGGAACCAAAGUCAUCAAAGAACUAUCACUGGCAUUUGGUGGCAUGUCUGAAACCCCUUCAUUGGCCCUUAAAACAGCAAAGAAUGUAAUUGGAAGAAAGUGGGACGAGCAGCUUCUAACAGAUGUAAGCCAAUGGCUGGCAGAAGAUUUCCCAGCACCUCCAGAUGGCAUUGGUGGUCAUGUGGCGUACAAGAGGACACUGGCUGAAUGUUUCUUUUUCAAAUUCUACCUAAAGAUACACCUAAAGCAGUGUAGAAAUGGGAAAGGUGAAGUGAGCAAUACAAUUCCCCAGUCGUACGCAUCUGCAGCGCUUACUUUGACACGUGGGACAAGUCGUGGCACGCAAGUCUUUGAGGAGGUGCCCCCUGAACAACCAGAAUACGACGCCGUUGGGCGCCCAUUGCCACACAAGGCCAGCAUGCAGCACGCAACAGGGGAGGCUCAAUAUUGCGAUGAUAUGCCAUUUUUAAACGGUGAGCUGUACUUGGCAUUAGUGACAAGCACCAGAGCCCACGCCAAGAUCCUCUCAAUUGACACUAGUGAAGCCCUUGCAUUGCCUGGAGUAGAGGUAUUCUUUGGCCACAAGGAUGUACCAGGAUCUAAGAUCAGAACAGAGGAAAUAUUUGCUUCCGAAGAGGUGACUAGUUAUGGUCAGGUAAUAGGAGCCAUUGUGGCCGACACCAAAACGAAUGCACAGAGGGCGGCAAAGACUGUGAAAAUUGAGUACCAAGACCUUCCAACAGUGUUGACAAUGGAGGAAGCAAUUGAAGUAAAGUCAUAUUACCCUGUACAUGAGAAUGUCAUCAAAACUGGCGACACGGCGCAUGGCUUUGAGCAGGCUGAGCACAUCUUAGAAGGGGAGAUCAAAGGAGGGGGGCAGGAACAUUUUUAUCUGGAGACGAAUGGGGCUAGAGCCGUACCUAGAGGAGAGGAUGGAGAAAUUGAGAUAUUUUGUGGCAUACAGGGCCCGUCAGAUGCCCAGGCUGAGGUUGCUAGAGCUCUUGGUAUACCGAUGAACAGAGUACUCGUGAGAACAAAACGAAUGGGUGGGGCUUUUGGUGGAAAGCAACUGUACGAUGUUCUUUUGCCAGUCGCCCUUGCUGCACAAAUGUUGAACAGACCGGUGCGUUGUAUGCUGGAUAGAGAUGAAGACAUGUUGAUAACAGGAGGUAGACACCCUUUCCUCGCAAAAUACAAGGUUGGAGUGGACAGCAGGGGACGUUUACUAGCCCUAGAAGCCACGCUAUAUUUAAACGCUGGCAAUGUGUGCGAUUUAUCCCCAUACGUUCUAGGCGAGGCGUUAGACAGAUUUGACAGCUGUUACCUUAUUCCAAAUCUACUGCUGACUGGCGUCUUGUGCAAGACCAACCUCCGCUCAAACACGGCGUUCAGGGGAUUUGGUAGCCCUCAGUCAGUUUUGGUUGGAGUGGACAGCAGGGGACGUUUACUAGCCCUAGAAGCCACGCUAUAUUUAAACGCUGGCAAUGUGUGCGAUUUAUCCCCAUACGUUCUAGGCGAGGCGUUAGACAGAUUUGACAGCUGUUACCUUAUUCCAAAUCUACUGCUGACUGGCGUCUUGUGCAAGACCAACCUCCGCUCAAACACGGCGUUCAGGGGAUUUGGUAGCCCUCAGUCAGUUUUGGUUAUGGAGAACAUAAUCGAAGAUAUCGCUGUUCAACUAAAGAUCCCACCACGUAUGGUCAGAGAAGUGAAUAUGUACAAGGAAAAUGAUCUAACACCCAAUGGCAAUCGCCUGGUGAACUGUAACAUAGGACGUUGCUGGACUGAGGUUAUCAAACAAAGUGGAUUUCAUACGAGUAAAAAAGAAGUAGAAGCGUUUAACAGCAAAAACCGUUGGAAGAAGCGUGGCAUCGCCUUGGUUCCUGCCAAAUAUCCGAUUACUAACUAUCCUAAUCGUCAUCUACAGAACGGGGCUGCACUUGUUCAUGUGUACCAAGAGGACGGUUCAGUUCUGAUAACACAUGGUGGUGUAGAGAUGGGACAAGGAUUGCACACUAAGUUGAUACAGAUUGCCAGCCGAGCAUUACAGAUCCCAGUUCGGAAAAUCCAUAUCAACGAGACAUCUACCGAUACGGUGCCCAAUGCCACUGCCACAAAUUCCAGUACAAGCACUGAUUACUUUGGAAUGGCGGUAUUGAACGCCUGCAAAACACUAAAAGAACGACUGGCUCCAUAUGUCAACGAAAAGCCAAGUGGCACGUGGGAGGAUUGGGUGAAAGCUGCCUACAUGGACAGGAUCAGCCUAUCGGCGACUGGAUUCUACAAAGUACCAGACACAUGGGAUGACAGUUAUAUAAAGGGCGAGAUCGCAAAAGAAGCAUACCACACAUACGGCGCUGCUUGCUCCGUGGUGGAAAUAGAUUGUCUUACUGGAGACCACGUGGUGUUACGAACCGACAUUGUAAUGGAUGUUGGAAGAAGCCUGAAUCCGGCCAUUGAUAUUGGACAGAUAGAGGGCGCUUUUGCACAGGGUUAUGGGCUAUAUACCAUUGAAAAAUUAAGAUACACGUCUGAUGGAAAAAUGGUAACCACCGGUCCAAACACGUACAAGAUCCCAGGCUAUGCAGAUAUCCCUGUAGAAUUCAAUGUGUCCUUCCUAAAAGGGGCGUCCAAUCCAAGAGCUGUUUACUCUUCCAAGGGAAUUGGUGAACCUCCUCUGCUACUGGCGUCUGCAGUGUUCUUUGCCAUCAAAGACGCCAUAUCGUCCGCUAGAGCCGAGUCCGGUUUGAAAGGGAGGUUCCGAUUGGACAGUCCAGCCACGGCUGAGAGAAUCAGGAUGGCAUGCGAAGACCACUUCACAAAACACGCUCAGACACAUUUCCAAUCGAAAUCAAGAUUCAUCGAUGAGUAGCUUCCUUUCGACAACUAUCGUUAAGAGGCAACCAAGCGUUGAAGAUCGAGUUCCUGAACAAGAUGUAUCUUGUGUUCUAACCAACAAUAUCACCAUGAAGUUCUGUAUUCGGAAUUGGAUCAGGAAAGAAGAUAAUAUUUAUAACAGACAUAAAGUGCAUAUAAUAUUGGAAUUCAAAAGUGGCGCCUUCCCGGCAAACUCCCCACUACUGCACUGAUGCCGGUGUGACAGAAAUGAUAGUCUUGGGAAUGGAAGUUAAUAGUACAGGUUAGAGCAUUGGGGAUAGUGUAUAGGACGACUCACAUAUGUCACCAUGCAGUACAAAGUAAUGGAGAACGGACUACAGUUCCUAGCGGACUACCAUGCCUGUCCCACCGGUGUAACCACUUGAUGGCCAUGUGACAUUAUUUGUUCCUUUUCUUUGUAGAAAGUUUUUUUUUUUUUUU
Messenger RNA from Lingula anatina, 4732 nucleotides. RefSeq names its product xanthine dehydrogenase/oxidase. Gene Ontology annotation, molecular function: 2 iron, 2 sulfur cluster binding; iron ion binding; xanthine dehydrogenase activity. The record is from RefSeq and is a predicted model, not a curated record. NCBI's taxonomy places the organism in Eukaryota, Metazoa, Brachiopoda, Lingulata, Lingulida, Lingulidae.